UAUUUUUCUACAAUGUAGAAAAUAGUAAAUACAAAGAAAAACCCUUGAAUGAGUAGGUGUCCAAACUUUUGACUGGUACUGUAUGUAACACAUGAAAUUCAAGUUCCUCUUUAAGUCAUUGCUAGGUCAACAGUAUGUUUAUUGCACCAGCAUUUCCUUUCUUGCAUAAUUUGUUGACACCAUCUGAAUGAACAAUGAUUGCUGAAUGAAUUUUCAUCUACAAGGUUCUAAAUAAUGUAUACACUGAUGGAAGAAAUCCAAAUGGAUUCCACUCACAAUGUAACACCUGCAAGAUAACAGUCACAUUGCGAUCAUCAAACAAGAUGCACCAGAGGUGUUCCUGACUUUAUCUAAAUAAUGUGACAUGAAUGAACAAAGUCGCUUUUUAUAGCAGCGCUCGGAACAAACGUCCACCUUGUUGUUAAUCUAACUUGUUCAUUAGAGGGGACUUUUUAACAUUCCUAGAAUAUGCAUUGGACCUAAUUCAGUCCAGCUUGAGGUAGAUUUACCUGACGUGAAAGGGAAUGCGGAGUCGUCGCCCAUAGACCGGAUGCGAGCGUGAUGCCCAGGCAAAGCUUUCCGCUGCAGGGACGGAUGCGCUGGCUGUUCCUGGGGCUCGUCCUGCUGCUGGUCCUCUUCCUUUUUGCUUACUUGCUGGAGUGCACUCCCCCAGCUGACGUCAGCCUGGUCCUGCCUGGCUUGGGAGGGGAGUCCUAUGGGAAGGAGUACUACAAGGCCCUGCUGCAAGAGCAGGAGGAGCACCACCUCAGCCGUGCCGCCAGCCUCAAGCGGCAGAUCGCCCAGCUCAAGCAGGAGCUCCAGCAGAUGAGUGAGAAGCUCAAGGUCCUGCAGGACAGGAAGGAAGGCCUCGGGGUCCAGGGACUGGCUGAGACCAAGGGCCAGGUGCCUGGGGAUCUCCUCGAGUUCCUCCACUCCCAGAUCGACAAAGCCGAGGUGAACACGGGGGCACGGCUGCCCAGCGAGUACGCCCUGGUCCCCUUCGAGAGCUUCAACUCCGGUAAGGUGUAUCAGCUGGAAAUGGGGUUGACCAGGCACCCAGAGGAGAAGCCUGUGCGGAAGGACCGCAGGGACGAGCUGGUCGAGGUCAUUGAGGCGGCCCUGGACGUCAUAAACAACCCAGACGAGGAGGAUGGCCAGGAGGAUGAUGUGCCCAUGCAGAGGCAGAUGUACACUGAGAGCCACUUUACUGAGGGGCUGUACAGAACAGAACGGGACAAAGGCACGCUCUACGAGCUCUUCUUUGCAAAAGAGGACUCCGACAUUUUCCGCCACGUUACUCUUUUCCGUCCAUUCGGUCCUUUAAUGAAAGUCAGGAGCACGUCCGUAGAAACAUCCGGAGUCGUCAUCAAUAUCAUUGUGCCACUGGCGGGCAGAACAGAGGCAUUCUCACAGUUCCUACACAACUUCAGGGAAGUUUGCAUAAAACAUGAUAGGGGAGUGCAUCUUACGGUGGUCUACUUUGGACAAGAGGGCUUACGAGAGGUGAAGUCUUAUUUGGAAAGAAUGUCCAGGGAGGAGAGUUUUUCCAACUACACCCUCAUCCCAGUGGACGAGGAGUUUUCCAGGGGCAGGGGUCUGGACGUCGGAGCCCGCGCCUGGAAGAAGGGUGACGUAUUGAUGUUCUUCUGUGAUGUGGAUAUCUACUUCACACUGGACUAUCUCAACACCUGCCUCCUUCACACCGCUCCAAACAAGAGAGUAUUUUAUCCAGUGGUUUUCAGUUUGUAUAAUCCUGCCAUAGUCUAUGGAAAUCUGGAGCUGGUUCCCCCCAUUGAAAGUCAACUUAUUCACAAGAAAGAUGCUGGAUUCUGGAGAGAUUUUGGCUUUGGAAUGACAUGUCAGUAUCGCUCAGACUUCCUUAAUAUAGGAGGUUUUGACCUGGAAGUGAAAGGUUGGGGUGUGGAAGAUGUCCACUUGUACAGGAAGUACCUGCGGAGCGACCUGAUCGUGACGCGUACGCCAGUAUCUGGCCUCUUCCACCUGUGGCACGAGAAGCAGUGUGCAGACGAGCUGACUCCAGAACAGUAUCGCAUGUGCAUCCAGUCCAAAGCCAUGAAUGAGGCGUCCCACUCCCACCUGGGCAUGCUGGUGUUCCGUGAGGAGAUCGAGAAUCACCUCCGCAAGCAGGCCUAUAAGACCCAGGGCAACACUGAAGACUGAAUUAUGCCUUUUCGCUAGGCGGCCAUCUUAGAUACUCUCUGCAUCAGAACUCCUCUUUUUUUUUUUUUUUUUUUUUUUUUUACAAAUACAAGAACUGAGUUACACAUGCUGUUACUAACAUGAAUAAAAUGCACUAUACAGAAGACCUGUUUGCACAAAAUCCUGUUACAUUUUACAGAUUAGCUAAAGACACGUUUGGGAAUGUGAAGCGUCAACUUAAACAAGACUGAGAAUGACACCACCUGCGUCAACACAAAAAGACUGAUGGAACAUAUUUGAAGUUGGGAAAUUUGCAUGACCUAUCAAGUUAUUAAGGCAAUGUUCUUGCCUGUGAGAUCGAGCAAUCAAUGGACAGUGUUCUUCUUUAAAAAAAUGUAUCCCAAUGAUAACUCUGCCAAAUUUUUUAUGUCAAGAUUGAUUACAAGUUGUACAGUGAUUUAAAGAAAGGGACCUUUGUUUGAAUAGGCUUUGUUGAAAGGGGAAAUAAACACUGCCUCUGACUUAUCAGCAUCGAAAAUGAUUUAUCCUAUCGGUUUUAAUUUUAUUUAUUUGGGAAAUGUACAAACAUGUACAGAUCGGACUGGAUUGUGACUGAAGAAUUAUCACAUUAUUAAUCUUGCCUUUCAUUAAGUUGAACCUUGUAGCCACUCAAUGAUGUGGUCAAUCUUAAAUGGAAUGUAUAAAUUGUUUUAUUGGUUUUCAGCCACGGAUUGUCAUACUUUGUCUAAAUAUGUGCCUAUUAGCUGGAGAGGGGGUUAAAGAUACUAUCCCUCCUGAGGCCAUUGAUAUUUAUGAGACUUGGGGCUCUUCAAUCUGUAUCACUGAAGCGUUACAGGAAAGGUAUUUGCCGAAUGCAGUCUAACACGGGAACAUUGCCUUUAAAUUUCAAUCAGGUUGUAACGCUGCACUUCCGCGAUUAUUAAUUGAAUAAACCCCCAACAAUUGCCCGAUAGAAAUGUAAAGGUAAUUUCCGAUUUAUGCUGACAUAUGAAGUGUUUACCCUUAAUGCAGUCUCCGCAAACAAUGGGUAAAUUGCCUUUACAUUUCAAUCACGCGGUACUUCUGUGAUACAGACUUGGUAGAAGAUAAAGGUUUAAACGUAAUAAUUCCGUGCAGAAGCGUUCCAAAAUAAAUGCACCGGAGCGAAAAUUACGUGAGUGUUGGCAGCAAAGAAAGUUCGCCAUCAAAGUGGAAAAUAAACACAAUCGUAGCGAAUUUCAGAUAAUUACCCAGCAAACACAUAGCGUAACUGUUUUAAUUUCAUUCUAUACAUUUAAAUGUUUUCAGAUCUACAGCCAUUAUUACUUGAUGUCACAUUUUCAAUGCUAAUCCUGUAGAAUCAGCAACCGUGCUGGGCAAAUGAGUGUUUAUUUUCUAAUUGCCACAUUGAAUUAUUACAUUAUCUGUAAUUUUUUCGACCUAGGGUACGGAUUGAAUAGAGCCCUGAAUGUCGGCAGGUACCAUUUAUCUUUAUUGAUAAAACAUUACUUGGAACUACCCAUUGAAGUGUAAAAAAUGUGAUGGUAAUUUAGAUUUGUCCAAAAUUGUAUUAUGUUAGAGCAAGCAAAACAUGUUUGCGAUUAAGUAACAGGGUUGCAUUCAGUAUGACAGAACGGUGUGCAAUGUUGAAUUCAACGAAAACGGUAUUGAAUGACCAGUUGAAAAACUAUGAUCAAGGUGGCCCACCUUUUUGUAUCAAACAUGAGUCAUGACUGCCUUCGAGUUUCUUUUUGUUAAAUGCUUAUUUUGUCAUUAAACAUUGCUCUCCUCCCUCUGUA
Messenger RNA from Salvelinus namaycush (lake trout), 3959 nucleotides. RefSeq names its product chondroitin sulfate N-acetylgalactosaminyltransferase 2 (gene csgalnact2). Gene Ontology annotation, cellular component: Golgi cisterna membrane. The record is from RefSeq and is a predicted model, not a curated record. Lineage: Eukaryota; Metazoa; Chordata; Actinopteri; Salmoniformes; Salmonidae. The transcript has 7 exons. Gene Ontology annotation, molecular function: glucuronosyl-N-acetylgalactosaminyl-proteoglycan 4-beta-N-acetylgalactosaminyltransferase activity. Bases 562 to 2181 code for a protein of 539 amino acids.